UAGAACAUAUUCCUAAACCAGAAACUGACAGCACCAUGUCCUCAGUGAAACCUGAAACAGGGAGUGAAAAUGUGGUGGAACUGGAUCAAACUGUGAAGAUAACAGAGGAUCAGAUCAUAGAGAACAUCAUAGAGGAUGUCCCACGGGAUGUUAAGGUUGGGGAUGAAGACCACAUUCCUGAAGUGGUAGAUGAGUUACAAACACUGACAGCUGUCAAUGUAGCCUAUGUCAAUUUGGAGCCAAGUAGGGUUCAGGUCCUCGAAAAGCAAGUUAUAUCCGAGGACACCGUAGCACCUUGUGUGGAUAAUGCCAUUGCCUCAGUUGCAGAUAAACCCCUAAAUGAAGUGCAUCUCACUCAACUUAAUGUUGCUGUGGAAAAUAAAGAUGAACUUCCAGGUGUUGACUUUGAGGCUGCUUCCAUUAAGCAUGCCUCAGCGGUGCAAAUAAUCACAGAGAAUCAAAAAGAUUUGAUAACCUCAAUACCUAAUACUGUUAUGGAAAGAACAUCCAACAUUCUUGUACCAUGUAUAGUCAAAGUGGCAAAGGUGGAGUCAAAUGAGGCAACUGAGUCUGCAACUGCUCUAACACCAGCUAUGACAAAUGAUGUUACUGAGACAGCAAAGGAAAGCAUUGUGGUUAUGGAAAUGCAGGCACCAUCAAUUCAGUGUAAGGAUGAUCAUAGAAUUCAAGUGCAGGUGGUUGAUGUUGAUUUGCAAUCAGCUGAGACAACUGUGGAGACAAUGCUUGAAGUGGGGGUUACCGAAGCCGUACAGGUCAUAGAUGUUUGUCAUGAUAUGCCUAAUAUUGUAAAUAAUCAAUUUACCACAUCUGUUGCAAUCUUUUCAUGUGGGGACACUGAGGAAGAAAUAAUUCAUGGAGCAAAUGAAGUUAUUACUCAAGACCUUACUCAACAUGUAAAACAGCACAUACCAGAGGCAUUACCUAAAUUUCCAGCUAAAGCACCAGAAACUAAAGAGAUGGCUGAAAGUGAAUUGAGUGAAGCAAGUGUUCAGAAAGUGACAGAUGAUAGUGCUUGGACAUUAAGGGAAAGACAAGGAGAAGAGCCUAUCACCACCAGUGUUAACUCCACCAGCGCAACUGAACAGGAAGUGUCUGAAGAGCAGAUGCACACACCUUAUGUUUCAGAGAGUUUGGACGUGCCUGUCCGUGGUCUGAAGGAAGAUUUUGAGGAAACUAAUGUUGAAUUUAAAAAAUCAGAUACAGGGAUCAAGGCAGAGGAUUCAACAUGUUUAUCAGAGGAAUUAGUUGCGAAGGAACUACAAGAUGAUGCCAUGGAAGCAAAAAGAUCAAAAACUGCCCUUUGCCAGGUGGCUGCGCGAAGUGACCCUGGACUAGUAGUUCCUCAAAAUACAGGAUUAAUCUCUACAGUAGGUAAUGUGGAAUCCCCUUCAAGCCUUUCUUUAGAAUUCAAACUAAACAUACAAUUUGGGCAAGCAAAAGCUUCAGAUCCCGUACUGCCUAUAGUAGAGACAGCCAAACCCCUGAAACCAGUAGAAAAACAGACGGAAACAUCUGAGGUUGCUAUUCAGGCAGAAAUCACAGAGACCACUAGAGAACGUGCUGUGGUGCUAAAUCCACCAGUGCUGUUGGAAAUUGGCACCCAAGCAAUGCAAAGAACAGAACUGAUAGAAGAACUCAAACCGAUAGAGAGGGAGAACACCAGUCGAUCAGACUUGUCUGAAGUCAGUGUAAGGGCAACAGAAACAACACAACCAUUCAUACAAGUGCAGACAAGAGAAAGAGUCGUGAUCCGGAGUGAAACACAACUCGGUGGAGUUUGUAUCCCAGGAAAUAAAGUAGUAGAGCCAACAGCUCAACAAACAGAGGAGGAACAUGACCAGGAUGUGUGGCUGGAUGCGGAGGAAAGUAUCGAUACUCCAGAGUCAACAGGGACACUCACCCAUGAUUCUGUGGAAACUCAAGAAACUCAGACAGCGAAAUGCGAUGCAGAAAAAGAAAUACUCGAGCAUGAGUGCAAAAUGGCUCCACACUCUCACACCGGGGAAGCAGAGCAUCAACAAAAAAUGCCCAAAAUCGGAGUGACGUGUGAAGUUGAGAGUGAAGGUGAAGAUUUUGCUGUUGCACUUGAACAUCCUGAAAGUACAUGUGCAAGCAUCACUACAAUGGAAUGGGACAAAAGCCAUUCAACCUAAGUUUCAGCAACUGGUCGGACAAUCAGAAAGAGGGGCCAUUCAAGCUUCUGAAGGUGUUUAAAAGGCCAUUGUGGAGAAGAAUCACCGAGUUGAGGACAACCACAGGAAAAGGCCUUUUUACUGCUAUUAUUUGCUAUGAUGUUAAACCAAAAGCUUUGUAUUAAUCAACAGUGGCUUUUGAUUCGUACGAUGACGUCUAUGCAUGAUUUCAAAACCCAAGAGUGGGAUCUAGCAGGAGAAGUGCUGGUCAGAAAAGUGUUUCAUCUUCUCAGGGGGCAUAAAGUAUGUGAUUUCAGAGGUGUGACACUGAAUAACAUCCACUACCCAUCAAGGCUAUUUGCUAUAUAGUGCAAUUUUGAUAAUCAAAUAUGUCUCUUUGGUCAUCCAUGUCAUUCAGAGAUGCUCUAAAAUUAUCCAUGUCGUUCUCUCUUUAAAGGUGAUGUAUCUACAGGUAUUGUGUUUACAUUAAGGCGAUUAUUUGUCAUCAAUUCUGUACUUUUUUAUGGUGAAGUGUUUCCGAUACAUUUGUGUAAGCGUGCCCAAUUCAUAAAAGCCUUUCAAGAGAUAUAUUAUAAUCAAUAACAUGACGUAUCCGACACUGGCACAGCACACAUUAUUGAGGAUGUAGUUUUCAUUGCUUUUGUUUUGAAAUCGUCUCUGCUGACAAAAAGUAGGCUAGUAUGAUGUUGCGACUUCACAGCACUUAUUAUGUUAUCAUCGCCAGUCUUCAUAGACCAUGUUUAUCAUUCUGUAAUGUUUGUUUAAUCAUUUCACUCUGAUAAAUUUUAUUAUUUCAGCAGUCUGUGCAGGUGAAAUGUCUUAACGGUGGUUGAGACCUGAGCAUACUGCAGCAAUAAGCAAUAGAGUAUCAGAUUAUCUUGUACAUGAUGACUGUUUUAAUGCAAGACUGGAAACCCUGCAGUCAUUUUGUAUCCACAGGAAUUUAUACUGCUCUAAUUUUUUUAAAAUAAAAGCAUGAGGACACUGCUCGGCUGCUUGGCUAGCACGGCACAUCGCUGUUUUCCAAAAUGUAAUAAUUACUCGAUAUUUGGAAACUGCAUCGCACAUACAGAUGCAACAU
Molecule: messenger RNA, 3255 nt
Organism: Myripristis murdjan (pinecone soldierfish)
Lineage: Eukaryota; Metazoa; Chordata; Actinopteri; Holocentriformes; Holocentridae
Exons: 2
Coding region: 36-2174 (712 amino acids)
Source: RefSeq, a predicted model, not a curated record